AUGGAUGCAAGAUACCAUGCACCUACCAGUGUUCAGGCCCUGGUCUGUGAGCAACAUGAGUUUCAGUUUGUCUUUCCCAAUUUCACCUCUCCACCCUCACCUGCAGCUAGACAAUGUAUGCUUCAGAACAGCUUUCAGCCAAGCUUUGUGGACAAUGGUGACUUUAUUAUUGGCGGGAUCUUCCCCCUUCACUAUAACCAGGAGAUGCCAGACCUUAACAAUACCUACAAACCACCACCAGUGAAGUGCAAUGGCUUUGAUCCCAGAGCUUUCCGCUGGGCUCAGACUAUGAGGCUGGCAGUGGAAGAGAUAAACCAGAGUACAGAGCUAUUGCCUAAUUACACCCUUGGAUACAAAAUCUUUGAUUCAUGUGCAUAUCCAUUGACUGGCCAGAGAGCUGCUCUGGCUGUGUUGAAUGGGCUGAGAGAGCUUGACUCUCCCAUGUGCAGUGGUGCCUCUCCGCUUCUUGCUGUGAUUGGGGAAUCUGGUUCUGCUCAGUCUAUCGUAGUUUCAAGAAUCCUACAGCCAUUCAGAAUUCCAAUGAUCAGCUACUUUUCUUCAUGUGCUUGUUUCUCUGAUCGAAGAAAAUAUCCCACCUUCUUCAGAGUAAUCCCUAAUGAUGACUAUCAGGUGAAGGCCAUAGCUCAGCUACUGGUACGCUUCAACUGGACUUGGGUGGGGCUGGUGCGAGGGGACCAUCAGUAUGGGCUCUUUGCUGUGCAAGGUCUACUGAGAGAAUUACAGGGUACCAAAGUGUGUGUAGCAUACCAAGAAAUGAUCCCUCUGCUCUACAAUCGCCAGAGGGCACUGGAAAUCAUGGAGGUGAUGCAGAGCUCUUUGGCUAAGGUGGUGGUGGUAUUUUCAGCAGAGGGCGAGAUGACACCAUUCUUGAGAGAUUACAUGACACAGAACAUCACUGGAAUCCAAUGGGUGGCUAGUGAAGCCUGGGUGACAGCAUCUGUCUUUACAGGGAGCGAGUAUUACCCUUACCUUGGGGGCACCAUUGGGUUUGGCAUCAGGAGAGGUCACAUCUCCAGGCUCAGUGACUACCUACAAACAAUAAACCCUCACAUGUAUCCCAAUAAUCUUCUAGUGAAGGAGCUGUGGGAGGCUCUGUAUGGUUGCAGUCCUUCUCUCUCCUCUGCCUCCCACUUUCCUCCCUGUACAGGACAGGAGUCCUUGUUGGAGCAGCAUUCAGCCUACAUGAAUACAUCCAGCCCCAGAGUGGCCUAUAAUGUCUACAAGGCUGUAUAUGCCAUUGCUCAUUCCCUCCACAACCUACUUCUCUGUCAACCAGGCAGUGGGCCUUUCCAAAACAACUCAUGUGCUGAGCGCAACAAUAUACAGCCCUGGCAGCUUCAGUACUACCUCCAGGAAGUGACGUUUAACAUUGCCGGAGAGGAGGUGAACUUUGACCUGAAGGGUGACUCCAUACCCUAUUAUGAUAUCAUCAACUGGCAGAGAGGCACAGGCGGAAACAUUGAAUUUGUCAACGUGGGGUUGUUUGAUGGAACCAAGCCUGCUGGAGAGGAGCUGGUGAUCCAGGAGGACAGGAUAAUAUGGGCAGGGCAUCUCAGUGAGGUACCAGUGUCUGUGUGCAGUUCCAGCUGUCUUCCAGGGUCCCGGAAGGCUGUCCGUCGUGGGGAGCCUGUUUGCUGCUUUGACUGUGUUCCAUGUGACAGCGGCAAAAUUAGCAAUCAGACAAAUUCAGUAGAGUGCACAUUUUGUCCUGAGGACUUCUGGUCAAACGAAGACAGAACGGCCUGCAUCCCCAAAAAGGUGGAGUUCUUGGCCUAUGAUUCCUUGGGUAUAGCCCUGACGGUGACUUCUGCGGUGGGCGCCUGCUUCACUUUAAGUGUCUUUGCAGUCUUUUUCUAUCAUAGAAACACAGCUGUCGUUCGGGUGAACAACUCUGAACUCAGCUUCUUCAUACUCUUCUCGCUGACGUUGUGUUUUCUGUGCUCCCUGGUAUUCAUUGGAGAGCCAACAUCUUGGUCCUGCAUGCUGCGCCACACUGCCUUUAGCAUCACAUUUUCACUAUGCCUCUCCUGCAUCCUGGGGAAGACUCUGGUGGUGUUGGCUGCUUUCACUGCCACCAGGCCAGGGGACAACAUCAUGAAGUGGUUGGGGCCCAAGCAGCAGAGGGUCAUCAUCUUCAGUUGUACCGUUGUUCAGGUGGUUAUAUGUGCUGCCUGGCUUAUUGAUGCUCCCCCUAGUCCAUCACGAAAUACACAAUAUGAACGCUCCAAGAUCAUACUGGAGUGUAACGUGGGCUCCAGCCUCGCAUUCUGGUGCGUUCUGGGUUAUAUUGGCCUACAGGCUUGUCUGUGCUUUAUUCUAGCUUUUCUGGCUCGUAAGUUGCCAGGCAACUUUAACGAGGCCAAGUUCAUCACUUUUAGCAUGCUGAUCUUCUGUGCUGUGUGGCUGGCAUUCAUCCCUGCUUAUAUUAGUUCUCCUGGGAAUUAUGCAGAUGCAGUGGAGUCAUUUGCCAUUCUGGCUUCCAGUUUUGGAUUGUUGUUCUGCCUGUUUUCUCCUAAGUGUUACAUUAUUAUAUUGAAGCCAGAAAAGAAUACAAAACAACACCUACUGGGAAAAGAAAAGAAGUAACUUCCCAUGAGUUAACCUUUCAAAAAUAUCUCAUGAACAUUAAACAAGCAAUUAUUUAUCUACCUGUCUCAAAAUACCCUGAUGUUUGUACUAUGAGCUAAUGUGUCACGUAAAAUUGAAUUUUAUUGUUUCU
This is a messenger RNA of Scatophagus argus, 2740 nucleotides long. Its product is annotated as extracellular calcium-sensing receptor-like. Gene Ontology annotation, cellular component: membrane. The transcript is spliced from 9 exons. NCBI's taxonomy places the organism in Eukaryota, Metazoa, Chordata, Actinopteri, Scatophagidae. The coding region runs from base 1 to 2607 and encodes 868 amino acids. Gene Ontology annotation, molecular function: G protein-coupled receptor activity. The record is from RefSeq and is a predicted model, not a curated record. Gene Ontology annotation, biological process: G protein-coupled receptor signaling pathway.